Messenger RNA from Pimephales promelas (fathead minnow), 2404 nucleotides. RefSeq names its product thyroid hormone receptor interactor 4 (gene trip4). NCBI's taxonomy places the organism in Eukaryota, Metazoa, Chordata, Actinopteri, Cypriniformes, Leuciscidae. Gene Ontology annotation, molecular function: zinc ion binding. Gene Ontology annotation, biological process: rescue of stalled cytosolic ribosome. The record is from RefSeq and is a predicted model, not a curated record. Gene Ontology annotation, cellular component: RQC-trigger complex; nucleus.
AUUACAGUCUCUGAGAGAAAUCCCAUCCUGACAGCUCUGAGUUUAAGUACAGCCACUGCAGUCUCUUACAGUUUACUAACUUCAUCAUGACCGAUGCUUUGCUUCGUUGGACUGUUGAUAAGUUACAGCAUUGUUUUGGAUUAGAGGCAAGCGACGACAUUGUACAGUACAUCCUUUCCAUUGACAAUGCUGAUGAAAUUGUGGAGUAUGUUGGAGAUCUCUUACAAGGGACAGAGGGGAAGAAGCAGGAGUUUGUGGAUGAGCUGGUGCAGAGAUGGCAGAGGUGUCGAACGCAAGAGCCUGAUGGUCUGGGAGGCGUCUUCAGGAUAGAGCCAGUCAUGGAGGGUCUAGACACAACUCCCAAAGACAACCAGAAGAAGACCAAACGAAAGGGAAGAAACAAGCAAGAGAUUGCGACAGUCUGCCAGGCCGAGCCGGAGCCUGUGAAAACCCCCAUUGACUUGAUGAAGGCUCAGGAGAAAAGCGGCUCCAGCUCAGUGAAGAAGAAGAACAAGUUUGUGAAUCUAUAUGCUAAAGAGGGUGGAGAUAAGCUGGCUGUUCUGCUGCCGGGCCGCCAGUCCUGCGAGUGUUUGGCUCAGAAACACAGACUCGUCAACAACUGUCUGAGCUGCGGACGGAUAGUGUGUGAGCAAGAGGGCUCCGGGCCCUGUUUGUUCUGCGGCAGUCUGGUCUGUACCAAUGAGGAGCAAGAGAUUCUGCAGCGAGACUCCAACAAAAGUCAAAAGCUCCGUAAGAAACUCAUGGGAGAGGGAACUGAACGGGACUAUCUGCCCCACCAAGAGGCCAGGAUGAAGACUGGUCUGGAAAAAGCCGUAAAGCACAAAGACAAACUUCUGGAGUUUGACAAGAACAGUGUUAAGAGGACACAAGUCUUGGAUGAUGAAUCCGAUUAUUUUGCCACGGACUCGAACCAGUGGCUUUCUCCAGGUGAGAGGGAGGCCAUACGCAAGCGAGACGAGGAGCUCCGGGAGCUUCGACACGCCUCCCGCAAAGACCGCAAGAUCACAUUGGACUUUGCGGGUAGACGAGUGCUGAAUGAAGGGGAGAACCUGAGUCCAUACUACCAGAAGUUUGACGAUACAGUCAAGGACAUCCACGCUGGUUCUUUUGGUCGGACAUCAAAACAUUCAGCUUCCACUGAUCGACAGCACCUCAGAGAGCUCGUCAACCCCAAUAUAGCACAGGCCGCGCCAGAGUGGGUUGACGUGGCCUGUAGCGACUCCUCCCGCAAGUCUUCUUCAAAGGCUGUGAGUAAUACACAGAAAAGUGAGCGCAGCCGACUCAGACUGCAGGACAAAGAGCUCCAGGAGAUGUCAGAUGGAGGCUGGUGCCUCAGCAUGCAUCAGCCAUGGGCUUCACUGCUUGUUAAGGGCAUAAAAAGGGUUGAAGGCAGAACAUGGUACACGUCCCAUAGAGGGCGCCUGUGGAUCGCAGCCGCUGCUAACCGUCCAACUCCUCAAGAGAUCGCAGGGGUGGAGGCCAUGUACCGACAGAUUUACAAAGACCAGCCCCAGUUUCCUGCGGAGUAUCCCAUAGGCUGUCUGUUGGGCUGCGUGAACGUCACAGAGUGUCUCUCUCAGGAGCAGUUCAGGGAACAGUAUCCCAAGAUCAGCGAGGAGUCGACUUCUCCAUUUGUCUUCAUUUGCUCCAACCCCCAGGAGUUGGUGGUGAAAUUUCCCAUGAAAGGGAAACACAAGAUUUGGAAACUGGAGAGCCAGAGCCACCAAAGUGCCAAGAAGUGUUUAAUGCAGCCGGCGUGACCCGAAACAAAGCCGCGGCGGUCCAGAGACGAGGAACGCCGGCCGUGUCGGACGGUGCUGGGAAUGGAAACCAGAAUCAUUGGUUACAUUAUAAAGUUAUUGCUUUCUCUGCAAUAAAAGGCUGAAGACGACUUGUGUAUCUGGUCUUUAAUAUAUUUGUUAUAAUCCAGUCUUUUUUGCCAUAUAAUUAACCAUCUCGAUUGGAUUUCCAGCUCGGCCUGAACCAGACCCGCUUGGCUGAGCAAGGAAUUCUCUGCUUACUAAAGAGGCAAUUGUGCUGGAGAGCUCGUAUUGGAGCGGCUCUUGUUAUUUGGGCCACAAAGCCUCUCAGGUUUUUGGGCCUGCUCUCUCUGAGUGAUUGAGUGGCCUCUUUGUGACACAGGCAUCUCUGCAGCAGAAAGAGCAAAUGACUGGCUCCAUUAACGGGAGAUUGCAUGAUGGGAACUGCAUUAAAGUGGGCAUGGAGCGUAUAUUUCCUUCUUCUUGUGCAAAACGCGGGGAAAUACAUCAACAUGAUAAGUGGUGAGCUAGCAUCUGCGCUCUGGUGAAUGGAGAGUCUGUUCUGGGAUUGCUUCAAUCAUUUUGAGGAAUUCUCUCAAAUUAAUAAUAAUCUAAAAAAAAAA